Verticillium nonalfalfae is the source of this 1908-nucleotide messenger RNA. It is a transcript of the gene EDC3, whose product is annotated as enhancer of mRNA decapping. Gene Ontology annotation, biological process: deadenylation-independent decapping of nuclear-transcribed mRNA; P-body assembly. The record is from RefSeq and is a predicted model, not a curated record. Gene Ontology annotation, cellular component: P-body. The transcript has 4 exons. Lineage: Eukaryota; Fungi; Ascomycota; Sordariomycetes; Glomerellales; Plectosphaerellaceae. Gene Ontology annotation, molecular function: mRNA binding. Bases 1 to 1908 code for a protein of 635 amino acids.
AUGGACUUCAUCGGCCUGCAGAUGCUUGUAACUGUGAAGGACCCUCCCGGCGUUCGGGUUAAGGGCACUGUCAGCGAGGUCACACCUGGACAGAGUCUUGUGCUUAGCAAUGUUUUUCACCUUGGUUCGAGUAAAUGGAUACCGCGGUUAACUCUCGAACCGAACAAUAUCGUCGACCUGGCAGAGUAUAAAGAUGAGGUCACUCCCGAGACUUUCACGGCUCCAGGUGCGAGCUCCCUAUCUGCACCAGUUCUCAGCCAAACCGCUCUACCUUCGUUCGCGGACCCUGCCAUUCUCGAAGACUUGAGAGUUGAUGACGAGUCUCAUCGCGAAGACCUGAAAGAUUCUACUGCUGCAGGAACCGCAGAUGCUCCGCUGCAGGCACCCAAGAAGAGGAAUCGCAGGGCCAGACUAACCAAGGCUCUAAAGAACGGUGCAGCCGAAGAUGCAUCACUUGAAGCCUCCUCGCCGCAGGGCGGACGCGCGCUGAAGCGUAACGGCAAGACUGGAAAUGGUGUCCUGGAUAAUGGGUGGGCCUCUGAAGAUGUCACGGAAGAGAUGGGUGAAUUCGACUUUGAGGGCGAGCUGGCCAAAUUUGAUAAGCAGACUAUCUUCAAUCAGAUGCAGAAAGACGAUCUCGUCGAAGAGAGCGAUCGACUCGUCUCGCACAACCGCAAAGCUAAGCCUGGAACCGCCGGAGGAAAGAACUACCACCACACCGAGAAUGUACUCGAUAUCACCGCCGCAACCCCCAGAAUGGCCAACGAUUUUUGGGAUAGCGAGACAGAUGAUGCAGCUCUGGGACCCGAGAGGUUGAGCGGAAGGGAUGUUAGAAGCAGUCAAAGCAUGCGGCGGACGGAUAGUAACAGACCUAAUGCGGGUAAAAGGUCUCAGUCUCGGAAAGCGAGCGCUUCAGGGAUCCCGCCUGCGAGUCGCGCCAACCCUGCUUCCCAGCCUGGUUUCUACCUGGUGCCGUCGCAGCGCAGAGCUGAACCAGUUUCAGCUUUGCAAAUGCUCAACCUCGAGAAUAUCGCUGCGAACGAAAUCGGCCUCACAGAGGAUAUGAUGACCGAGAAUGCUGGCCGCGGCAUUGCUGAAGUGGCCGUGGCAGCGUUAUGCGACCCUGCAAUUCAGAUCAGGCUGGGAGCCGGCGGCAUAAGCGCCUCGGCGAUAAGUCAUACAUCAUCAAUCAUCGUGGUCCUUGCUGGAAACAACAAGUCAGGCAUUCGUGCGGUCGCUGCCGCUCGCCACCUUAGCAACAAGGGGGUCAAUGUUCUUGUUUGUGUUGUGGGCAUUGAGCGAGAGCGUGAUCUGCUCGAAGACAUGCGCCAACAAGUUCGAAUCUUCAAGAACCUUGGUGGCCGCAUUCAUAACAAGAUUGAGCUCUUUGAGCAGUUGCGUAAAACGUCGCACUCAUCUUCAGCAACGGUUACCCUAAUCAUAGACGCGCUGCUCGGGUUAGCAAUCUCAUUUGAGGAGCUGCGGACCGGCGACCAAGCCACUGUCUACGAGCUCAUAGAGUGGGCAAACCGUAAUGAAGCGUUCACUCUCGCCGUUGACGUUCCGACGGGCAUCGAUCCUUCGACUGGCAAAGUGAGCAUCAUUGAUGGAGGGCGGCUAUACGUCAAGCCCCGGUACGUCGUCGCCAUGGGGGCGCCGAAGCGCGGACUUCUCGAAGCCAUGGCCCCGCGUUUGCGUCCCAGCGAAGAAGGCAGUCCUGAGAGCCUCUCUGCUCCCGCGGCGGACAAUGAUGACUGGAAGCUCUUCAUUGUUGACAUUGGCCUCGGCGCAGCUAUUUGGAAGAAGGCUGGAACAAAGCUUCGAAGAGGUAUUGACUUCGACGAUAAAUGGGUGCUAGAGAUGCGGUACCAGGGCGCUACUGGCCAAGGCGAAGAACCAGAUUAUUAA